Castor canadensis (American beaver) is the source of this 1365-nucleotide messenger RNA. RefSeq names its product BPI fold containing family B member 6 (gene Bpifb6). Lineage: Eukaryota; Metazoa; Chordata; Mammalia; Rodentia; Castoridae. Gene Ontology annotation, molecular function: lipid binding. The record is from RefSeq and is a predicted model, not a curated record.
AUGCUGCAGAUCCUGUGUCUGACACUCUGUGGCCUGCUGAUGGGCACCCAAGCUGACCCUGGGGCAGUGCUGCGGUUGGGCUUGGACAUCCUGAACUAUGAGGUCCAGAGUGCCAUGGAGGAGAGUCAUAUCCUAGAGAAGAUGGCAGCUGAGGCUGGCAAGAAGCAGCCGGGGGUGAAACCCAUCAAGGGCCUCAGCAAUAUGAAGGUCAAGGAUGUCCUGGUACCUGUCAUCACACUGAACUUUGUACCUGGAGUGGGCAUCUUCCAGUGUGUGUCCACAGGCAUGACCAUCACUGGCAAGAGCUUCACGGGAGCAAGCAUGGAGAUCAUUGUGGUCUUGAACAUCACGGCCACCAACCGGCUUCUGCAGGACAAUGAGACUGGCAUCCCCAUGUUCAAGAGUGAGGGCUGUGAGAUCACCCUGGGCAGUGUGAAGACGAACCUGCCUAGCAACAUGCUGCCCAAGGUCAUCAGAAAAUUCCUGGAUAGCACUCUGCAUAAGGUCCUUCCAGGCCUGAUGUGUCCAGCCAUUGAUGCAGUCUUGGUAUAUGUGAACAAGAAGUGGGCCAACAUGAAUGAUGCCAUGCCUGUGGGCCAGAUGGGCACCAUCAAAUAUGCCCUGACAGCCUCACCGGCCACCACAGCCAGCCAUAUCCAAGUGGACUUCAGUCCUGUGGUGCAGCCUCAGAAGGGCAAAGCCAUCCAGCUAAUGGAUGAAGGGGAAGCCCCCGAGUUUCCUGAAGGCUUGGCCGAAGGCUCAUCACAGCUGCUGCUGUCAGCCACCUUCCUCACAGCAGAGCUGGCCCUUCUACAGAAGUUCUUGAAUGCAAACAUCCAGGACAAGAUGAUUGGUGAGCUGCCUCCACAAACCACCGAGACCCUGGCCGGCUUCAUCCCGAAAGUAGCUGAGGCCUAUCCCAAGUCAAAGCCCUUGGUGACUCAGAUCAGGAUAAAGAAACCCCCCAAGGUCACCAUGGAGCCAGGCAGGAGCCUGCUGCACCUGCAUGGCACCCUGGAGAUGUUCGCUGUUCGGCGGCGGGGCAAGACUCCAGUGUCCCUCUUUCUCCUGGAGAUUCAUUUCAGUCUGAAUAUCCAGUACUCAGUGCACGAGAACAGACUGCAGAUGGCCACAUCUCUGGGCAGAUUACUGAGCCUGUCCCGGGGAUCCUCAUCAGUUGGCAAGUUCAAUGCCAAGGAAUUAACAACCUUCAUCACUGAUUACCUCCAAGAGGCCUAUAUCCCCAUGGUGAAUGAUGCUCUCCAAGUUGGAUUCCCACUCCCAGACCUUCUGGCCAUCAAUUACAACCUGGCAGAGCUGGACAUAGAAGAGAAUGCCCUGGUGCUGGAUUUGAAGCUGGAUUGA